Hyaloscypha bicolor E is the source of this 6211-nucleotide messenger RNA. RefSeq lists its product as uncharacterized. Gene Ontology annotation, cellular component: Scc2-Scc4 cohesin loading complex. Bases 177 to 5867 code for a protein of 1896 amino acids. The record is from RefSeq and is a predicted model, not a curated record. Gene Ontology annotation, molecular function: chromatin binding. NCBI's taxonomy places the organism in Eukaryota, Fungi, Ascomycota, Leotiomycetes, Helotiales, Hyaloscyphaceae. The transcript is spliced from 3 exons. Gene Ontology annotation, biological process: replication-born double-strand break repair via sister chromatid exchange; establishment of mitotic sister chromatid cohesion; regulation of gene expression.
CGACAAUCUCCUAUGCGACAACGAUAAUACUCUCGAACCCCGAUCGCACGAGAAUCUAUUGAAGCACCUACCGGCCUUACAAAUAUGCUUUCGCAAUCCACCAUAAUCCUCUAGGUCAUGAUAACCACGCUUCAGUCUCUAGCGUCUUCCUCGAACAGCAAAUUGGGCUAUUCAAGAUGGCGACGAAUGGGUAUACCAUCCAAAAUGGCAUCGCCAACGGUCCAAAUGGCACGUCUCCAAUGAAUGGGUCGAGGCGAAGAAGAGCCAAGGUGCUCACCUUGGACGAGGCUCUUCCCUAUUCACCGUUCUCCUCGGUCGUCCCAUUCAACUCUGACACCAUCCCACUUCCUUCGAUCGGCCUCCGUUCUUCCACCUCCAUAUACUCAACACCCGCUGAGUGCGAAACUGGACGACAAGACCUCGAGAGUCUGAAUCGCGAAGCGCAAGACUCCCACAACACCUCAGAAAGAUUACAGAAAUCAUUAAACGAUCUCAAAGAACUCCUGAAGCCCGAAGGCAUUGCUCAAUUCAAAUUCAAGACUGCGCCCAAGAACACUACCAAUCUCCAAUCGCAAACACAACCAAAGAUAUCUCUUUCACCAUUUGCUCGGAUGGUCUACGACAAUACUGCGGUAGAAUUUACAUACCCAUCUACUGAGAAGCCACUUCCACCCACAAAACCCUCCCCGAAGCAGAAACCAAGAUCACCUACUCAGUCGAAACCGAAAUCACAGCCAAGCAAGCGGAUCGCCUCGAACAAAAAUGCACAUGAAGAGAAUUCUACAAUAACGGUGCAGUUACCAAGUUCUCGACCAACUGAGCAAUUUGUUACACCCCCUAGACCCUCGCCGAUUCGACCCAACUCUAAGAUCGAGGUUGUUAUUCCUGGAUUGCCUAGUGAUUUCCGCCGAGAGAAAUACACACCCUCAAAACCCGCCGUUCAGUCUACCACUCCAAUCUUACCACCACCUCGAGCUCAACUUAAAGCGAAGGAACAAACUCCUCAAACUCCACCUCAACCUCGGGCACAAGUCGAGGUCAACAAUUCAGUUCAACUAUCUGAACCGCCCGACUCGGCUGCUCCUCCAUCAGGAUCAAAUCCGACUUUGGCAGUGGUGAUACCUGAUCUUCCGUCGACAUUCCGUUCAGAGGACUAUGAGGUACUCCCAGAUUCACCCGACACCCCUUUGCACCUUUCAAGAAAGCGGAAAUAUUCUGAGAUCGACGGAGACGACGACGACUUAUUCAGAAGUGUAGAUCAACGUGAAAAAGCUGACGCCGCUUUUCGAAAUCUACGCGAAUAUCUUCAAGAUAUCUUUGAGGCUGAAGAUCAACUUCAACCGGAUAGCAUUGCAUCGAACCACAUCUUCACCAACACUACGGAUGGAAUGAGUCUAACAAUCGCUGCCCAGACCAAAGUCGAAACUUUACUGCAGAAAAUCAUUUCAGUUGGUCGAUUCUCUCAAGCACCGCUGGAAGAUCUGCUUCGCCUUCAAAAGAUGUGUGAACCAGCCGUUAAGGAUGCUGAGAGUGUCGAUGUGAAGGUCGAUGAGGGUAUGGGUGUAUCCGAGGUUCACGCGUGGUUGCAACAGACCUCAGUUGCAGAACUGGGAAUUAAGGCGGCGCGGACCUCUUUGCGACUUAUGACAGGAGGUCGAGAGGACAAGCAGCUGUACUCGGAAGAUGUCAUCCAGUCAGCCUUGAACGCUUUCAAGAAUGUCACGGAGACUUGCAUAAUCCCGAUUGUGGAAAUGCGAAGUUCUGGAUCGUCAGCUGCAUUGUUCAAGCUCCUCCAAGCAGAAAAGAAAACCGUCACUAAUCUCCUCGCGCAAUGUCGACGCCUCUUAUCCAUCAUGUCGAACUUGGUAGCCAAUAUCGAACUCUCGGAAACCGUUAUCAAUACCCUGGAGUUUACAACAUCACGACUAAUCUUUGUGGAGAAUGCUCAUAUGGAGCGUGACUCCGUUCUCGGUAUCCAAAAAUUCGAUAGCUUACGUGUUGUUGCUAUGGACGUUCUUGCACAAAUCUUCCUCUCCCAUCCUACACUCCGCCAGGGUAUCUUCGACGAGAUUCUAACGUCCCUGGAGAAAUUGCCAGUCACAAGGCAAAGCGCCCGCCAAUUCAAACUUGCUGAUGGUGGAAGUAUCCAGCUCGUGUCGGCCCUCCUCAUGAAACUCAUCCAAACGAGUGCCAGCAAGCCUGACGAUGAUAAGGAGAAGCGCAGGACCAAGGCCCUUGAAGCGUUUAAUGGCGACGGCGAUGGUGAAGAGGUCCGUAACGGGCAGGCCAACACGGAACGAUGCACCAUUACUUCGGAAUCUCGAGGUGGACAACAACCAGUGACCGCAAUCCAAGAGCUCAGGGAUGUCGCAUCUCCAUUGCUUGACACUGCGAUACGAAAUGCUACCUGGGUGGUCAGCUACAUCGUGAACAGAGCCAUGAAGUCAACGAAGACUGGCGACGCUCCAUAUCGAAAUCUGCUAGAUCUUUUUGUUGAGGACUUCAUUACCUGCCUGAAUUCACCGGAUUGGCCUGCAGCUGAACUGCUCCUGCGGUUAUUCUUGUUCAAAAUGGUAUCCUUGGCUGAAGGAGAUAAGACGCCAGCACCGGCCAGAAACAUGGCUCUUGAUCUUCUGGGAUUGAUGGGAGCAGCAAUCUCCGAACUGAACUCACACGUCCGGAAGACAUGUAGCUCGUUGGAAAAUGGGGACAGUGAUCUGGGUGGAUAUCUUUCGAGACUCGCUGAAGCUUCGCUUGAGAAGAGAGCAUCUGCCACAGAUCUCGUAUCGUGGCCUUGUGGUCCAUUCCGUACAUGCCUCGAGUCUCUCGAUGCGCGCUCAUCUGAAGACCCUCAACUGAGCAGCGCUAUAGGCCUUUUCAUGGCAGAAUGGGCGUCUUUGAUAUGCACGAAUUUUGAUCUCACCAGUGAUGAUGAUGACGACCACGAUGAGACGGAGAAGGAGUAUGGACGACUUGCCUUCAAACUCCGAAUGAUGAUCUCGGAUCGAGGAUGGCUUUCCAGAGAAUACAGCUUCGACACGGUAAGCCUGUCGCAUGCUCGUCUGGCAUACUCGUUGACUUUGCUACAUUCCCAAUUCUGUAUGGCUUUCAGUCGAGUUCUCGCCAUCCUUCUUGGAUCGAUGACAAGCGAGCAGGCAACAGUGCGCAGCAAGAGCUUGAAAAGCGUCAACCAAGUAUUGGACACCGAUCCUACCAUUCUUGACAGAGAGCCUGCUGUCAAGUACCUUAUCUUGAAAUGCGCCAUUGAUCCAUCUGUGCAGGUACGGGACUCUGCCCUUGGUCUUAUUGGAAAAUGCAUCAGCCUUCGACCUGCUCUCGAGGAAGAGAUGAUCUCGCAUAUCUUGCAACGUUUCAACGAUGGUGGAAUCGGCGUUCGCAAACGGGCCAUGAAACUUUCCAAGGAUAUUUAUCUUCGUAACUCCAAUCCCGAAGUUCGAAGCUCAAUUGCAGAUGCCCUGCUCCAUAGAGUCGCGGACCUCGAUGAAGGUGUGCAAGAAUUGGCUCGCCAAACCAUUGAAGAGGUGUGGAUGUCGCCUUUCUAUCAGUCGACGACGUCAGAGAACACUUCGGCCCAGUUCAAGCUGGCUAUGGAGGAGCACGUCGCACUCAUGGUCAAGACAGUUCAGCGCGGUGCCGGCGUUGCAACCGUCAUGGACAAGGUUUUGCAGAACAUGCUUUCAAAUGACGCUAAGCUCGGUACAGCCAAUUUCAGAGUCUGUAAAGCUUUGGUAGCCACAAUGUUCGAGACCAUCAUCGACAAUCCUGCUGGAGAAGGAAAUGAGGCACCAUCAGCUCGAGACGCAUUGCAAAUCCUCACCAUCUUCGCGAAAUCCAAUGCAAAGCUUUUCACCGCCGAGCAGAUUCAACUAUUGCAACCUUAUAUCUCCAAUGUUGGGGGUGGUGACGACAUGCUCAUCUAUCGAUCGGUCGUUAUAAUCUUCCGACACGUUCUGCCACAUCUCUCUAAGAUUCACAAUAACUUCCUUGGCUCGGUCAGAAAAGAGCUCAUUCUAGCUAUAGCUAAGAUGGGCAGAACAAUCCUGGAUGAUCUGGUUGCUUGUAUUUGGAUCAUUAGCACCGUUCUCGAUGACCACCUGCAUAUCACCAGGCUAGUGAUGUCAAGCUUGAACAAUAUUUCGAAGAUGAAGAACAUCGACCUGAAGGAUCCUAGCAAGGUGGAGCAGGUUCGAAAGUUGACCAAAUUGCUGAUGAUCACUGGAAUGUGUGGGAAGCAUUGUGACCUCGACCCCCAAUGUGAAAGUUUCCGACAGAUCUUCCCAUCCUGGAAGGAAACCUCCGUAUCUAAGCUGAUGACGGACACUUUCGCACCAUUUGCAUCUCCAUCGCAGCCAGAGGAGGUCAGGAAAGCUGCUUUCGAUGCCAUUGGAAUGGUCUGUCAAUCUUGGCCAAAGAACUUUGCUGCUGCCAACAUCUAUACUGCAUUUCUGCUGGUGUUCGACGAAAAGAACUCAACUUUGGAAGCCAUUAUUAUGAGAUCAUUCAAGGACUUUUUGUUGCUUGAGGAGAAACGUUCCGAAGCCGGCUCCGAAGCCUCAGUAGGAGCCGCAGCCGAUCCACAGGCAAAAUUAGGAGUUAUGGGUGGUGGUCACGGAGAUGGAAUUGCCCUGGGCAUUGCACAGCGAUUCUUGCCACACAUCAUUCGCAUAGCCCUAUCUCGCCAAGACGAACAAGGUUUGCUCGCAACAGAGGUUGUUGCCAGUAUCGCUCGGCAAGGUUUAGUUCACCCCAAGGAAACUGGAUCCUCCUUGAUCGCUCUCGAAACUUCGCAAAACCCAAAGAUAGCGGACAUUGCUUUCCGAGAGCAUCGAGCACUCCAUGAGAAACACGAAACUAUUCUGGAGAAAGAGUAUAUGCGUGCCGUUCAAUUGGCUUACAAUUACCAGCAAGAUGUUGUCAACGAUACGCACGGCGCUACUCUCAAUCCAUUCGCCUCGAAGCUUCACAUGAUGAUGGACGUCCUCAAGAUCAGCAAGGUCAAGAAUCGCAAGAAGUUUUACGAAAAUCUGUGCGCGCGCAUUGAAUUUGACCCAGCAAAGAUGGAUAUGCAAGACCUCCCGCGCCAUUUAGACUUCUCGCAGUUCAUUAUUGAGAACAUGGCUUUCUUCGACUACGUCACCGUCGACGAGCUCCUAGUGGCAAUUACAGCUAUGGAGAAGGUGGUUGCAGCAACCGGUACUGGCAUUGCUCAUUCAAUUGAGACUGAGAUCUUCCAGAUCAGUCUGGACCAGCCCUCAUCCCAGAUUGAUGAGAAUGGACAACAACAGCCAGUUGAGCGUCCAGUGAAUCCAAUGCGUUUAACUCAACUUGCCGCCUCUUCGAUGAUGCUUUCAACUCUUUGGGAAGCUCGUACCUAUCUCCGACGGCAAUAUGGCCUCAUGGCAAACCGGAAGGAGAGCAAAACCAAAGGUCCAAACAAAGAUCUCAACAAGGCACCGGUACGAGUUCAGAGCGUCAACGGUGACAAAUUUUGGGAAGAGGUGUCCAACACAAUGGCCGCUUUGGACUCUCCAGAGAGCAUGAUGAUCCAGUGCCGUGCGUUCGUUGAGUUGUUGAGUGUGGAUCACGAGAUUAAGGUUGCAGCUGAAGGAGAAGAUGAUGAUGUGGAAGGAGACCGACUGAACACUCCUGAUGAGGACGGUGAACCCAGUACUCCAGGUCCGCCGGGAAGCGGUAGAGGACGGAAGCGGAAGAAUUCGACCACCCCUGGUGGCCGAAAGAAGAGAGCUCGUUCAUCUUCUGUGCCACGAGGACGUGGAAGACCAAAGGUUUCGGGCAAGAGAGCUAGUGUUGACAAGAGUGAUGAUGAAGAGGUUGCUUGGGAAUAGAAGGGAUGGUUCCUAGCGCUUGAGCUGUUUGCACUGGCGUUUCGGAGGAGAUUCUCCUUAGAGGAGACGCCAUUGUAUUAUAUCAUCCAUGGGCGUUCAUGUGCUUAGGAAUCUUUGGGACGGAGUGGCAGCUCCUGGCUUUAGAGCAGCUCAUAUUUUUGCGAUGGCAUUCGCUGUGAUAUCAAUAGAACUUAUGAGACCAAGGACACCUUGGAGCCAAGACUUCACAAAUGUGCGCUCUCUCCACCCUGCUCACCCUACUACCCGCUAAUCGCCUGAGCCGGGUGAGCGGGGUGAGCGGCGCUGCUCUACCUGAGCGGGAGAAGAUGGCGGACCAUCUGGGC